This is a messenger RNA of Ostreococcus lucimarinus CCE9901, 2847 nucleotides long. RefSeq lists its product with no specific name. The record is from RefSeq and is a predicted model, not a curated record. The coding region runs from base 1 to 2847 and encodes 948 amino acids. The transcript has a single exon. NCBI's taxonomy places the organism in Eukaryota, Viridiplantae, Chlorophyta, Mamiellophyceae, Mamiellales, Bathycoccaceae.
AUGGGACGCGAGCCGCGGGGGAACGGCGCGCGCGAGGGCGCGCGCGAGGACGACGGCGAGGACGGGCGCGGCGGGGGGGGGUGGGAAACGAUGGGGAGUGGGUACGAGGAUAAACCGUUGGUCGACGCGAGGGCGGAGACGGCGCGGUUGACGCCGAGAGUGCGUCGAGAGUUUCACGACGAUUACUGGACGGUGAGCCACCUGAAGCUGUUGUACUUGGUGUCGAAGUAUUCGCACCGCGCGCAGUCGGCGUACGAGAAGGAGGUGUGGGUGCGGAAGUUGCCGCUGUUGGUGUUGAUUUAUGAGGGGAUCGUGCAGAAGGUGUUCGAGUACGAUUACGCGCCGGAGUCGACGGUGGUGAAGAAUACGCGCUUGUACUUGAACGUGUCGCAGGAGGGGGUGGACGAUUUGGACGAUUUGAUCGAGGGAGAGCUCAUUCGUGGGUUGAGGCUGAGCAGUGCGGAACAUCAGAGCGUUUUGGCGUUUCAGAUCACCGCCGCUGGGUUGGCGCUCGUGAGUAAGCGCAUGAGCGAAGAGGAUCGACAGUUGGUGGACGAGCUGUGCGUCGCCGACGGGAAACUUUUGCAAGUGGUGUGGGAAGAUGAGACCUUUUACUUGAGAAAUGAAACGAUUUCGUUCGAAUCGACAAUAACUGAUGUAGAAGACGUGUCGUACGUCGUAUCACCGUAUCUUCCGUUGGCUUUACGGCGUGUAGGUGGUCCCGUGACGUCGUCAAAUUCGCACCGAGCGUCGGAGAGCGCGGCUAAAGACAGCACGAUUCGCGAUGAUUUGGACGAGGUCAUGACGGUAUCCAACGUGACAAUCUUAGUUGGUGAAUGGAUUCCGUUCGGAGUGAAUCAAAUCGUCAAGUUGAACAUGAAGCUGGGAUCAAACGACAGAUGUCAGGGCGGAUUCUUCACCCCCACGGUGGAUACGGACUCGACCAACGCAACGUGUGAGAUCCCAGCUGGUUUGACAAAUGUAAGCAUUUUGGACCAUGAUAUGACGACGUUCACCAACAUUGAGGCUCAAGUACACUUCCCUGAGGACGAUGGUAUCGUGCAAGUCGAGCACUUUGGCAUUCACUUGCGCAAAGACGGCACCAUUGUGCACGGUUUGAUGAUUGAAUCAGUCAUGGAUCGAAUUUUGGACAAUAUCUCGCUCGAUAACUUGGCGCGCUUACUCGUGGACGUGCAUAUGGACUCAAGUACGAUUUUAGAUUCGCUAUUGAGCGAUCAUCAGCGUGAUUUGCUCCAAACUGUUUUCCUCGGUAACGCCGAACGACGAGACAAAAUUAACAUCAUCAUCGCCGAGCGCAUUGCCCCGCAACAGGCUGCGGACAUGUACAUGGAUAAGGACGCGUUCGAAAACGAGUUAAGACAAGUAUUAGGUGAUACGCACGAAGCGUACGAUUUGAGCGACCGUGAUGUCGUCAUCACCGGUUCUCACGGCAUCUUACUCACGGGCCCAAACGCCAAGGCGCAGGAACCAGUGAUGUUGAUGUACCUGUCCAUCAUGUCCAGAGAUGUCUUCGUGCACAACGUAUUCAACAGAAUAUUUAUGACGGAUGACAUUCUCAAGCUCGUCCGGCAGAUGAUUAAAAAUCACGAGGAAGAUCCGAACAGUGUUGCGAAUAUUCGUCACACUCUCGCUGAGACUUCGCGCGACAUCAUUUUGCUCGAGGAAAUCCUGGUGUACUUGAAGGAAUCAAUCGAACAAGACGAGAGUAUUCACACCAUUCCAGAUACUGAAAGCGGAAGAAGACUUUAUGAAAUCCUUGGCCUGAAAGUUAUGCUCGCUGAUCUCACGGUUCGUGUGGCGGAUAUGCGGAAAAUCCUCGAGGCGGCGCGCAAAGAAAUCGAUGGGUUACGAAUCAUGGUGGACACAGUAGCCGAGUCGCAGGCGUUGCGCGUGCACGAAGACAUUCGCGGUAGUAGUGGAGAGAUGCUGGUGCAAAUCAAGUCGAACAGCAAACAAGGGACAAGCUUAUACACCAUGCAGUUCAUUUUCGCGGGUAUGCUUGCGUUUGAGUUGCUCGACAGACUCACUGGCGAAUGGAGCGUCGUGCACACAGAGUGGGCUCGAUCGUACAUUGUUGAUCCGUUUAUGAACAAACCACUGGUCUGGUUCAUUCUUAGCAUGUGUACGUGGGUCGGGGUUGCGUUUGGCGUGUAUUAUUUAACGAGGGCGAUCGAUGACAAGUCUGCGGGAGCAAUUUCAUAUCGCAUCAAGGUGAACAAACCAAUGAAUCUCGACGCUCUCGACGAGUAUUUGGCGUUCAAAGCUAUCAUUGGCGAAGAUGGUGUCGCGAAUGGUGAUACCACAAUUCAGCGCGUCAGGUGGCAAGAGGAAGAUAUCACGCGUUGGGAAGGAUACCUCCCCAUCAUUGAACUCGUGUACGACGUCAAGCAUGGAUUUCUGCUCGAUGUGCAUCUCACGAUAACCAGACGAGCAUCAGUACCGGCAAAGCUUCGUCCAGAGACGUUGAAGAUUAGAUUUUUCACCGAAUUGCAAGAAGCGGCGGUGCUAACGCCAGAAGACGCGGCGACAAUCAUUGAUAAUACGCGCCGAAUGCGUGCCAAGGUCGACAAGCAAGCCAUCGGACUUCCUAUCGACCAAGCGGUGUCUCUCAAGGUGAAGGUUCCAAAUGAGCGUUACUAUCGCGAGAUUCCUUUCGGUCGACAGACGUACCUUGAACUACGAGAAGAGAUUGCGCUCAAAUUCAGAGUUAAGCCCGUGCAAGUGCUUCAGAUUUUCAAGGUACCGGACACCUUGAUUGCGGACGACGACGACGUGGCAAGAAUCGCGCCCGACUCCAUCCUCGAGGUUCUACUGAAAGCGUCCUAA